AUGCCUCGAAUCCAUACAUUAUCUGAUAUAGGUGAAGGCAAAAAACUUGGAGACAUACCAUCAAAUCAAUAUCCGCCUAAUAAAGACAAUAAGCGUAUACAACGCGAUUUAAAACAAUCCAAUAAAGAUAAAGAGAAACUCUCCAAGCAUACCUACCAGCUUGUAAAUGAGGUUAAGCGAUUGAGCUCAGAGUUAGAUACUUUAACAUCUCAAAUUAACCAAUUACAGAUUUCCAAUACUAAAUAUGGGGCCAAGGAUAUCAUUCGAUUGAAAAAAAUAAAAUCACUCCAGUCAAUGAACAAAAUAUUAAAUAGUAAGUUAGCGUCAGCUCAGAAAGAUGCAUUCUCAAUUCAGGAAAACUUAUCGAAAACGGAAUCUGAGAAUCUAUCCCUUAAAUCCAAAAUAGCUGAAGUGGAACGGGAGUUAGCUUCAACAGUUAGUGAUCUUGAGCGUCUGAAAUCGGAGGAUAUAUCAGAAUCUAUUGUUGGUGGAACUGAUGAAAAAAAUAUAUUGAGUCCUAAUAAUAUCUCUGUGGGUAGUAAUAUCAGUAAAUAUUUUAUACGCAGAAAAAAUGUGGAUGAGGCCCAAAAAAUUGAUACUGAGAAUAGCUGUGAAACAGUUGCCACCAGUAAUACCAAGAUAAGUGACUCACGGAGUGAGGAUGGUAAAACAUCUAAAACUAGCGUUAGUGAAACUAGUAAAGAUAUAUCUCCAACCCAUGAGAUAAAGAAUAUGACACCAUACCUUGCUCAACAGGAAAAUAGUACUAUCUCUCUGAAUGGAACCUGUCCUCAGAUUUCGAUGGGAGAUGUGGAAGUGAUGAGACCUGGUGCAUUGGGAUCACCAUUAAUUGCAUUACUUUUACUUUCUUUGUUAAUUAUCGUUACUAUAUGGAUUACGUUUAUUAGACCUAUAUGGAAUAAGAAUUCAAAAACAAAAAUACCUCCUAUGAAACUAUUCCUUAUGGAUAUAGAUGAAGCUAAUAAACAUGAAUCAAUUCGAAAUGUUGGACAUCCAGCAAUGUCAUGGCCUUUCAGUAAGGUAGUUAGUGGUAAGA
Messenger RNA from Entrophospora candida, 1057 nucleotides. Lineage: Eukaryota; Fungi; Glomeromycota; Glomeromycetes; Entrophosporales; Entrophosporaceae. The record is from the annotation of a GenBank genome assembly.